AUGGGUGUCCAGAAAAAGACUCGCAAGUUCGCAGAGGUCAAGCGAGUUAUCGGUCGUCGCGAUGCCAGGUUGAAGGAGAACAAGCUCAAGGCUGAGUUGGCGCAGAAGGAGAAGGAAAAGAAGACCAUCAAUGGCGAGAUUAUCCGAGAAGCUCCCCAAAUGCCUAGCAACAUGUUCUUCCAGCACAACACAGCUCUUGUCCCGCCCUACAGCGUUCUCGUCGAUACCAACUUCCUCAGUCACUCAGUCCAGCGAAAGCUCUCUCUUCUCGACUCCAUGAUGGAUUGCCUCUAUGCAAAGUGUAACCCCAUCAUCACAUCAUGUGUCAUGGCUGAGUUGGAAAAGCUUGGACCCAAGUACCGACUGGCGUUGAGGGUUGCGCGAGACGAGCGAUGGACACGACUUGAGUGCGACCACAAGGGUGUAUACGCAGAUGACUGCUUGGUGGACCGAGUGCAAAAGGACAGAAUUUACAUUGUGGGCACAAACGAUAAGGCGCUCAAACAACGACUACGCAAGAUUCCUGGUGUGCCCAUCAUGAGUGUGGCACGUGCCAAGACAUCGUCAUAUCUCACCAUGGAGCUAGACCUUAGCCCAAACGAUAACGAACAGUCAUCAUCUGAAGCUCGUCAAAAACGUUCUCGCAUCCUCCUUUCGUGUGCACCAUGUCGAAACUCAAAGCUCAAGUGCGACAGAGAGCAGCCAUGUAGCCAAUGUGACAAAAAGGGUCGAUCUUUGCAGUGCACUUAUGCUCCCAAGCCUGAGAAGAAGCGGCCAGCUAAAGGCAUGUCAGCGAGGCUAAAGCGGCUUGAAGGUAUGGUACGGGAGAUGAUGGACUCUGAAAACACAGUCCAGACAGAAGGAUCGAGUUCAGUAAGCAGAUCAAGAGUUGCCAAUGGAGCUACUGGUCCGGAGGUGCAAGGUCAAGUAGUGAGAGGUGACAAGACGACAACGUAUGUGGGAGCAACACAUUGUAUGGCCAUGCUGGAAGAUAUUGAAGACCUGAAGAGUUAUUUUGACCAGCCUGAUGAUACGGAGGAAGAUCAAAUUUUGGCAGAUGAGAUCGACCCUACGGAACUCAUGUUGAACACCAGAGCUGGUCCAAGAAACCGAGAGAAGUUGUUAGGUCGUCUACCGGAUCGCAAGGCACUAGAUAUUGUCCAUCGACCGACUUUCACCAGACAGUAUGCAAAGUUCUGGCAAGACCCCGAGGGAACCUCACUGCACUGGAUAGCUCAAUUGUUUAUGAUGCUAAGUCUCGGCGUCUUCUUUAACAAAUUCAUCAACUCAAGUGAACUCGAAGGCGACUCUCCCCUCCCAGCGCUUGACAGAGUUCGUCAUUACAAAGCAUGUGCAGGAUGGGCUCUGGUCUGGGGUAAAUACACACAGCCUUCAUCAGCAACUCUACCUGCUUUCUUGCUGUAUGUCGAGUCACACUUCUUAUUCAACCGUGCAGCCCAGAUGAAUUGCUACGUGCUCUCUGGCGUGUGUAUACGCUUGAUGCUCAAGAUGGGUCUUCAUAGAGAUCCAAGUAAGCUGGCAAACAUUUCGCCCUUUGAAGGUGAGAUGAGACGGCGCAUGUGGAACAUGGCUAUUCAAGUUGAGUUUCUGGUCUCCUUCCACAUGGGACUUCCUAGUAUGCUACAGGGAAUCGAAACGGACACUGCAGUACCACGAAACUUGCAGGAUGAAGACUUUGAUGAAAACUCAACAGAGCUACCUUCGAGCCGACCUUCGACAGAUUGGACGUCUAUGACAUAUCCUAUCCAUAAGACACAGAUUCUACGAGUGUUUGGACAAAUCGCACGGCAGGCUCAUGCCUUGACGCCGCCAAGCUACGGCGAUGUCAUGAAACUGGACGAUUUACUGCAAGAAACUUGGCAAAAUGUUCCCGCUUUCAUGAUGAACGAAAACUGUUCAGAAAUCGGAGGCGACUACGCAGCGCCUACGAAGAAUGAACUUAUCGACAUGAUAAAGCGAUCUCAUCUUAUCUGGUCCGACGUCUCACAAGACGUGUCCGAGGUCAAAAAAACAGCAGACACACUGGCGACAAUGUUAACUAAGCUCGGGGUUCCAGUUAGUCAAUCGACAAACACUUACGAACAAACUAUGUCUAUUAUCAGCGUCGAAAACGAAUCCUCGUCACUAGGUGCUGGCUCGGUAGACCCCAGCACCAUGGGCUCGAUCGAAGCGGACCCGGGACUUUUGUCAUCUCUAGGCCUGAGUAGGACUUUUCACAUGGAGGUGACAAAUAAUCCACAUGCUGAAAUCAACCCAGACACCUCGACGGGAUCUACAUCAGAACAGACACCCCUGGAUCUGGGUCUCACGGGAGAUGCAGGAACUAGCAUGAGUUUUCCGAGUAUGGGGACGGAGGGGCUCGACUUCGAUCCGGCUUGGAUGGAUACUGCAGCUAGCAACAUAGAUUGGCGCUAUCUGGACAUAUCACUUGCUCAUAGUCACGAUGCUGGACGGAACGAGGAUACCGGACACACAUGGAUAGAGAGGGCGCCGCCUUUGGAGGAGAUGAACAUCAUGGGAUCAGGAAAUUGGAUACCCAACCACCCCGGAUCCAGCUGA
Molecule: messenger RNA, 2580 nt
Organism: Fusarium venenatum
Lineage: Eukaryota; Fungi; Ascomycota; Sordariomycetes; Hypocreales; Nectriaceae
Source: RefSeq, a predicted model, not a curated record